AUGGCGAAAUCAGAUUUAGUGGCCGAUUGGGAUGUUGAAUUGUCCGACAAAAUGCAUAAGAUCCAAUUCGAACAUGGAUCUCUUUCGGGAAAAAGAGUUAUUUGGGUCGACGAUGAAGAAGUGAUGCGCAAGGACUUUGUAUUCGAUUUGGUUGGUUCGGAGACAUUCAACCUGAUGGGAAACAGGAUGAAGAUAAGCAUCUCGUGUGAAGGGUUCGAUUACAUGUACACCCUGACAGUUAACAACGUCAACUUGGAAAAGUUCACAAAACAGCAGAGCCUGCUACUUCAGACGUGGAACUUCGAAGAUCGAGGCAACAAGCACCGGGUUGUCUUAGAAAAAGAUUCACUCGAUGUUUGGGCGGACGGCAAAAAAGUGGAAACUCAGAUUGAAUUCGUGAACGAUGGAACAGUAACACACUUCACUCUGGAACCAGACAAGUCUGCCUGGAUUAUGGCUGGCCACUCGGGAAAGCGAAAAGUUGGAAUGGUUUACAAAUUAGUGAUCGAUGGAUGCGAAAUCAAAACUGAAGAUUCAUAA
Molecule: messenger RNA, 540 nt
Organism: Helobdella robusta
Lineage: Eukaryota; Metazoa; Annelida; Clitellata; Rhynchobdellida; Glossiphoniidae
Exons: 4
Coding region: 1-540 (179 amino acids)
Biological process (GO): canonical NF-kappaB signal transduction; positive regulation of neurogenesis; negative regulation of extrinsic apoptotic signaling pathway via death domain receptors
Source: RefSeq, a predicted model, not a curated record